ACGACCGAGCUGUGGAAGGAGGAGCGCGCUCGCAGUGUACUGGGGAUUUCAUGUGGAAGAGCAAGACAUUCACUGGAAAAACCCCGAGUUCUUCUUCAUCCGAAGCGGAUUUUAUUAAUUUCGUCCCAGCAGAAUGUGUACUCCGUGCUGUAUAUCGCAGCUGGCCUGCUGCUGCGGCUCAGAGGCCUGCUCAUGCUGCUGUAACUGCUGCCCAAAGAUCAAACAAUCAACUGGGACCAGAAUUAUGUAUGCAGUCUAUUUCAUGUUGGUCACCAUCAUCUGUGUCAUUAUGAUGUCCCCUACUGUGGAGCAGGAGAUGAGAGACAAUAUCCCCUUCUACAACGAACUGUGUGAGAAGAUAAAUGCAGGGGAAAACUGUAAAACUCUGGUUGGAUACUCCGCUGUUUACAAGAUGUGCUUUGGGAUGGCCUGCUUCUUCCUUUUCUUCUGUUUCAUCACCAUAGGAAUCAAGAACAGCACAGGCUGCCGGGCAGCCAUACAUAACGGAUUCUGGUUGCUGAAGUUUAUUGUGCUGGCGGCAUGCUGUGCUGGGGCCUUCUUUCUUCCAGAAGAGGAAACCUUUCUUGAAGUGUGGCGCUACAUAGGUGCUGCGGGCGGAUUCAUUUUCCUUCUGAUCCAACUCAUGCUGUUGGUGGAGUUUGCACACAGAUGGAACACAAACUGGUCAAUCUCUCCUCAGAGUUCAGGAGUGGAGUAUAAUCGUCUGUGGUACGCGGCCUUGGCCUUUGUGACUCUGUUUCUGUUCAGUAUUGCUUUGGGAGCUGUGGUUUUCAUGGGCGUGUACUACACUCACCCUGAGGCCUGUUUACUGAACAAGAUUUUCCUUGGCAUCAACGGCAGCCUCUGCCUUAUCAUCUCUCUGCUGGCCAUCUCCCCAUUCAUACAGAGACUUCAACCCAAAUCAGGUCUGUUACAGCCUGGAGUCAUCAGUGUGUAUGUCAUGUACCUCACCUUCUCAGCCUUCUCCAGCAAACCAAAAGAAAUGGUGAUGAUAGAUGGCGAGAACAAAACUGUAUGCGUGUUCCCCUUCAACUCUGGGACAGAAAGCGACAAGAAGAUUGUCAUCAUCUUGGGAACUAUUAUCCUAUUCGGCUGCAUCCUUUACUCCUGCUGGACAUCUACCAGUAGGCGCAGUUCUGCCGCACUCAGAGUAUAUAGAAACAGUGAGCCAGAGAUUGAGAGAGCUCGCUGUUUAUUCUGCUUUGGAGAUGACACAGAGGAUUAUGAAGAGAAGACUGGCUCGGGCCAGAACGUGGUGUAUGAUGAGCGAGAAGGAACCAUCUAUAGUUAUGCCUUCUUCCACUUUGUCUUCUUCCUGGGCUCUCUUUAUGUCAUGAUGACCAUCACCAACUGGUUUCAUUAUGACGACCACAAGAUCGAGAAGCUGUUGGAGGGAAGCUGGUCGGUGUUCUGGAUCAAGAUGGCCUCUUGCUGGGUCUGUCUCUUCCUCUACAUGAUGACCCUCAUUGCUCCUAUGAUCUGCCCAAAGCGCUUUGAGGCUUAGAUCAUGAUUCUUCACACAAGAGUCAGACUGCUCUGAUCUAUAGGAUGUGGGCAGGAUGAGCUCUCAUGUGGGGCCAAGGGACCACUAGAUUAACCCCCCCUUCCCCUCCCCCUGCUUUACUUUGAAACACAACCCUACACUACCCUCAGCAUUUGAAAUGGAGGAGUAUCUGUUGCCUUUUGUUUUAUAUGCCAGUGUCUUUGUUUUACAACGUUAAGCUGUUAAUACCUUGAUGGUUAUUUUUUUUAUUAUUUUACUACCACUGAUUUCUGAAGUUUUGUAUAACUUGCAGGCCUGAAAUUAGAUGAAGAAUUAUAGGGAGUUGAAUAACUCUGGAAAAACAUUCAGCCCCUGUAGAUCCUCCUAAAAUUUAAGACUUGAAAGUGUUUGUAUUUUGUAAAUAUUUCUUCUGUGAUUUUCUUGGAUUCUCACUCAUACUCUCAGCCAGGUGUUUCAGUUUUGUGCAGUCAAACCAUAAAAUGGUAGCAAAGUUUUUGGGACAAAUUUAUUUCAAGAGAUGUUACAAGAAAAAAUGUAUUUAAGUGUGAAUCAAAGAAGGAAUGUGGUGUAAAUUGAAUUAGAUUUGGCCCCAGCUCUGUUUAAAAACUCAUUUCUCAGGCUCACAGUUAAGCUGUAUAUGUUGAUGCUUUGUUAAAUUUCACCGUUUUGUAGAAGUUUUCUAUGCAACAGAACAAGCUCUUCUUUAUAUCAGACAGCCAGUGUUAUGUUUUCAUUUAAAUCACCAGAAUAAAGUUUUAAUAAUGCCGGUGCUCCCUUUGAGCCAAAUUGUUUGAUAUGAAAAUCCAUAUCAUUUCUACAUUGUUAGGCGUUGAUGUGCUUGGCAGCUCUCAAAUCAACCAGCCUUAUAAGAGAAGGGACACCCUUGUGAAAUGGCUGCAGUGACUCAGUUUAGAAUCAUUUGCCAAAGUUAGACGUAAGAAAACCAGAAACUCUUCAGAUUGCUCAGUUACAGAAAAGGGUUCAGCUGAGAGCAUUAUGUUUUUGCAUGUGCACACACACACACACACAUAUAGAAACCAGCUGUUGUCUGUACAGUUCUACCUGUUGCCUCGUCUGUUACAUGUGUCAGCACAUCGUGGUGGUUUGAAUUAGGUAGCAAGAUGGCUUUUAUAAGCAAGUUAUUCAACACUGGAUGUUGAGUUUACUGCCGACUUAAGGACUUCAGCUUUGUUUAUCACUCUGUCAUUUCUUUUUUCUAAUUAUAUUCUUAACAUGUUUUAUAAUAACUUAUGUGCACAAGUUUUGCUACAGUUCUGCACUCUGUAAGUUGAUUUUGUUUGCUUUAAAUACCUGCAAAAUCUGUUGGCCAUUUUUUUUAACAUUUUUGUAUUUCAAUUAUUACCAUGAAUGUAAAAUGGUCUCGGCAGCAGAUUUAAAAAUAACAUUUCAGAAAUAGAAUUUGUAGGCUACCAUGAACCACAAAACCACUCUUUGACCAAAUGUUUCAAAUACAAAGAUGAAGCUGACAUGCAGCCCACAUUCAUUCAAUAAAACAUCCAUAAUGAA
Messenger RNA from Melanotaenia boesemani (Boeseman's rainbowfish), 3052 nucleotides. RefSeq names its product serine incorporator 5 (gene serinc5). NCBI's taxonomy places the organism in Eukaryota, Metazoa, Chordata, Actinopteri, Atheriniformes, Melanotaeniidae. The record is from RefSeq and is a predicted model, not a curated record. Bases 134 to 1525 code for a protein of 463 amino acids. The transcript has 13 exons. Gene Ontology annotation, cellular component: membrane.